UUGUCCUACAGCAACGAAAAUUCAAUACGCGUCUGCCUGGAAGGACCCUCAAGUAUGAUACUGUAAUAGGAUUAAAAAAGUUUUAUAUCGUUUAUGGAAAGUAACUCUUCUAAAGCUUCUCGCUUGAAUUCGACAGAGGAGCCCUCCACUUCGAAUACAAAAGGAAAUGCGCGUCAAUUGCUGGGAAUUCAAGUUCCUCAGCCUAUUUUAGUGAAGAAUGAUCCUUUCGGAUUUGAUUCCGUAAAAGGAAUUCGUUUAAGCUCAAAUUUAGAAUCAGAUUCGUCUGCGUUACGCAGUGGAAAUCAAGCAUUGAAUUUCGGCGCGCCAUAUCAAGAUGGUUACGAAAGAAUUCUCUCAUCGUCUCCCCCAGUUGUUAAUGAAGGUGAAUUUUUAAAAAAUGUAGAAGACCUCCCUUCCUUCAAUGUUCAGUCCAAGCAUCCGUUACCUUUAUCUGCUUCUUCACCAAAGCAAGUACCUUUACCAGCUUCAUCUCCCCCUCACUUUUCCUCUUCUCCCUCCUCACCAAUCCCAAUGUCAUCCGUUACAACUUCUUCCAUGCAUCCUCCUUCGUCUUCCAGAUUGUCCUCGCGAUCCUCAUUCCCAAAAGAUGCAACCACUAGACAAUUGGAACGCUUUGUCCCAAUUCCUCAUGGCAAUCUUAAAAAGCGCCUAAGACAGCGUCCUCCUCGUAAAAAUGAUGAUUUAGAUCUUUCCGUUCUACAUUCUAUCCCUAACUCGUCACCUCCAUCAUCAGCAUCUGAAUCUGAAGAAUCACAAUUACUAUGGAAACGUUCAAAACGAACAAAGGUUGCACGUAGGCAAUCGGAUUCUUCAUUUACUUUAGAUAAUGAAAAUCUCGAACCAACGGGUGAUGAUAAUAAGCAUUCGUCUGAUGGCACUUCCGAUGAUGAAGACUCAGAGAAAAAAGAACUACUUGAUGAAGAGCAACAAAAACGUAUGAAUGAUAUGAGACAGUACUUUAAACAGAUAGAUCAAUAUAAGUUUCGGGUGGUUGAAGACUGAACUAUAAUUUAUUUUAGGCUCAGCUGUCGAAAGAUCACAGUGAAAGCUUAUUAAUUUCUUUAUCCUGUCUAUUUUGGUUUGAAUUAAUAUAUUAGUUAUUUAUGUUAAUAUUCGUAAAGAAACGAUCAUCUUCGUUUUAUUCCUCACGAAUGUAUACGAAAUAAUCAUCUUUUCCUACUUGUUUUCAUCCACUUAUUACUU
This is a messenger RNA of Schizosaccharomyces octosporus yFS286, 1224 nucleotides long. RefSeq lists its product as uncharacterized. The record is from RefSeq and is a predicted model, not a curated record. The coding region runs from base 94 to 1023 and encodes 309 amino acids. Lineage: Eukaryota; Fungi; Ascomycota; Schizosaccharomycetes; Schizosaccharomycetales; Schizosaccharomycetaceae. The transcript has a single exon.